This is a messenger RNA of Paramuricea clavata, 19241 nucleotides long. NCBI's taxonomy places the organism in Eukaryota, Metazoa, Cnidaria, Anthozoa, Malacalcyonacea, Plexauridae. The record is from the annotation of a GenBank genome assembly.
AUGGGUCGUAAUUGGUUUGAUUCUGUCAGAGGAGAUUCUUUGGGGACAGGUAAAAGAUUUGCUAAUUUCCAACUGUCAGGAACAAUGCCCAGUUUGAUUGAGCUGUUAAAAAUUAUGGUUAUCACAGGCGCAAUGUCAUACGCAUAGGUGUUCCAAAACCAAUGUGGUAACUCAUCUGGACCCGAGGUGGUUCGUUUCUGAUUUAAUAGUAGUUUACAAACAGUAUGGACGGAUAAUUCAGGUACUCUUGUGCCACGGGGAAUAGGGAGAGGUUGAGGGGUAACAUAGUCAGGAUCUGUAUUAAUAGUUUGAAAAUGCUCAUUCAUUACCUUUGGAUCAAUAAUGUGGCUUAAUGGUACUUCACGAUUACCACGACCAGUUAUUUUGUUAACUAAUGACCACCAUCUUUUAGAUCCACAAUUUUGGUUCUUAUUUUCUUGUUUAACUGCUUUGAGUUGAUUGCUCCGAAUGAGUUUAUUAAUUUUUUCUUGUAGGCAAUGACUGCUCUCGUUAUCUCUCUUGUUAAUGGCAUUUUUCCUCAGCUUUAAGAGAUGCUUAACUAUUGGAGAAAGAAAAGGAGGGUCUCUACUAGAUACUCGUGUUUUAAUAAUUGGGAAACAUUCUUCGUAUAUUGGCCAGAUUUUGUAAUAAAAGUUGUUGAUCAUUUCGUUUGGACAAGAAGUACCACUGGAGAUUGUGUCCCAUUGAAAGUCCUCCAUUUUCCGCAACAUUUUUAACUUAUUGUGCUCUCUUAAGUCGCGAAACUCUACUGUUUUUCUUAUGGCUUUUGCCUUAACCACAGGUUUAAGUAAAACAGCCAGAUGGUCAGAUCGUACAAGGCUUUUUAUCGUUUUAGCUUUACUCCAGAAAUUGGGGGACACAUCAAGGAUAUUUUGGCCACGAGUCGGAAGAUUCACAAUCUGUACUAACGAAUGGUAAUUUAGCAAUGUCUUUAUCGCCAAUUGGUUAAUGUCACCAGCUAUGAUUAGUUUCGCGUUGGGCGCUAAUGAUAAUAAUCUCUCACAUGAGUCCAUUAGGAAAUCAAGGAGUAUAUCAGGAUGGUAUUCAGGAGAUGGAGGAUGAUAUAUUGCUGAUAAGUAAAAUAUCGAGUUAUUGGUUGUUAUUUUAGUCCAUAGACAUUCAUAAGGAUUCGAAAAUUCUUCCAAAAUUUCGAGUUUCCAAUCGUGCCUACAAAAGACUGCUACACCACCACCCUGCCUACCAUAUGGUCUGUCUUUCCGUAUCACAGUGAAACCGUCAGGGCAUACCACUUGACUGGGAAUGGUAGAUUUUAGCCAAGUUUCUGUCACAAUACCCAGAUCUACAUUGUGACUAUUCAAUUCUAAGUACAAUGCCGAGCAAGCGUCAGGUUUAGCUAAGGAUCUCGCAUUAAUUACAAUACACGUAGGAAUAGAGCGACUCUCUGGUGGUCCUGGUUUACAAACAUGAAUAGUUAUCAAAUUAUUCGAAUUGCGUGGCGGUGGAUUAUAAGAUAAAUUAGUGAAUAUGUCAUCGUUAGUACGUAGGUUUUCACCUAUACUAGGGUUCCAAGUUGGUGCGUCUCACUAAAUUUGCGUGUUUAAUAAUGUUUAUCAAAGAAGGCAAAAAUAUAUACAAGACAACGUCGCAUGUGGAAUCUGUUCACUUACGCACAGCCUUGUGAUGCAGUACAAGUACAAGUACAAGUACAAAUACAAAUGACAAAGCAUUUUUGAAGGCUUUAAAUCCUAAAACAUAAUUAAAUCAUACGGCACAUUCAAGAUUUUAAUAUCGUAUUUCAGCCGCAUUUAUACUGCUUGGCGCGCAUUCGCUGUGUUAUAUUAAUUUAUAUACCUAUGUUAUAUACACAUGCAGAUUUAUUACUAAUAAAUCAACACUAUAUGAUAAUAUAGAACUCACAAAGUGCAGUCACCUUUUUAUAAAUAAACCUUUUUAAAAGCAUGUCAUUGUCAUUCAGUGUAGACCAGAGGCAAAAAGCACAGCCACAUACCAAAUUUAAGCAAUCGUGAGAUUAUAUACAUGGAAAGAAUAUGGAAAUUAUGUUAAAAGCACCCCGCAUAAUGACGAAAGCACCGCGUAUAAUGCUCGAACCACUGUCCACUGCGUAUAAUGGCGAACGCACCGCGUAUAAUGGCGAAACUAUCACUUAUAAUUCUCGAACCACUGCGUAUAAUAGCGAAAGCACCGCGUAUAACGCUCGAACCACUGCGUAACGACAAAAUGCAGUUUGAUCACUUACGCCAGCUAUGGUUUUCCAUAAAAGAAAACCGAAGAUGAAAGAUGAUCACAAUGCUUGUUUGCCUUAUGCCUGUUUAUUAGGCAAGAAUAGCCUGUCGGCCCGGAAGCAGUGCAUUGUGGUUAGACCGAAAUACGCCGAAACGAUCGAGAUUUCAUCUUCAUAUAUACUAGGAUACCUGCAAGAUAGGGAUUGCUGCGGGCAUUAAAAGCAAAUAGAACUACAGUAAACAGCACGAAUUAUAUCAAGCACAGUGAUUACUCGCAGCGACCAGUGAGCUGUGAAUGGAACUGAGAAGAAGCAAUAUAUAUUGAAGUAGCAAAGACCAAGGGUUAAAGGGCAAUCAGAGGUGACAGAUAUUAAACAUGUGCGUCUCAGGCCCCCUUUACACGAGCCCGGGUUGAUUUUCAACCCGGGUCAGCACGCCACAGGUGGUUAUUUUUUAUUCUGUUUACAUGAACCCGGGUUGACGACAAUUUUUGCUAACCCGGGUCAGCAAUUCUCAACCCGAGCUGACUCGAGUAAUAUUCCGAGCAACAGACUGGAGCAGAGUGUAUUUUGUAUCCCUUAUUUUUUUAUUUUUUUUAUUAGUUUUACAAUAAGAAAUUGAAGGCACAAACAACAGGACUAAUAAAGUCCCAAAUUAAGUCCUGCCAUACAUGAAAAUACUACGCUAUACUAUGCUAUACUAUACUAUAAACGGUUAUAUAAUUAACAAAAUACAUAGCUAGUUACAUAUUUACGGUAUUACACAUAAUUACAUUCGUACAAAAACUCAGAACAUGCACUUCUACGAACAACAAGACAUAAAACAAGAACGACAUUUAGAGCAAAACGUUUUCCAAGUCCUUGGCCUAUUAACAUCAAAACAUACAUUAACUUUUUUAGUGUAGUGAUUAUAGAGUUUAAGUUUCAGUGACUGAAUAGAGAGAAGGAUUUUAUUUCUCCUGGCAGGCUGUUCCAAAGUGGCACUAUCCUAUUGAAAAAUAGAUUUCGGAAAGAAGAUGUUCUGCAACGGUUUGGUCGGUAUGAAUCAGUAGAGCUAAAGCGAGUGUGAUGAUUAGUAGAAUUGUCCAGAAUAUAGUCUUCAAGUGUUAAGUCGUAAUAACCAGCUUUGCAUUUAUAAAAAAACGUAAUAUCUUUGAUUUCGAACCAGUAUGAAAUAGGCAGUAGGUUAAGUUUCUUUAAACGGUUGGUGUAAGAUGAGUUGAAGUCUUGAAGGAUAUACUUGGUUGCUUGUCUUGGGACACUUUCAAGACAAAGAAGCCCCUAGAUGUUGUUUGGGGUGCCCAAAUUUCACUGCCACAGCACAGGUGUGUACGAACAAGUGUCAAAUAGAGAGAGCGUCGACAAUUUAUAUCAAUUUAUAUCAUUUGUAUCUUAUAGAGCUCAUACGAUCAUAUUCCUUUUAGUUUUGGCUCUUAUAUCUUUCAGUAUACGAUUAUAUCCCCUUUUAUCAGGGAUUUAACCGUAUAGCAACUUAAUUCUGCCUUAAAGACGUUUUCUUUCUUUUUUGAUAGCUCCUCAAAUAUUCGGCAUCGAACGCCAACGCCAUACCUUCGCGCAACUUUGAAUACAUUGUGACAACAUCGGAGUUGAAAUCUAUAUUUUCAUAAUCCAUCUCAGCUCCGUCUUAUAAUGCUUCAGAGAUGUCUGUACUAAACAGAGACGGAGAAAAUACGCACGCAAAAUGUUGAAAUUCGAUAUGACGCUAGGUGCAAAGUUCACAAUCAUGAAUUUACCGCACUUUACAUGAUCCCGGGUCAAGCCAACCCGGCUUUACAUGAAGAAAUGAAUAAACUUUUCACGCGUUCACACCUCGCCAACCCGGGUCAACCCGGGUCUCGAGAAGGGUGCCCCGCGUUGGCGAGGUGUGAAAGGUUGACCCGGCUAUCGUGUAAACGCUAAUAGAGAUUUAUUCGUAGACGGGUUGACCCGAGCUGGCAAGCCAACCCGGGUUGAUAGUCAACCCGGACUCGUGUAAAGGGGGCCUCGUUGACAUACAGGUAAAUUAAGAUCAGAUUUCAUAUCAAGUCUGUUUACUGCUAGGCGCAUUUACCACAUUAUAUAGACUAUAUACACAGAUUUAUCACACUAAGAAACCAAAACUUUAUAAAAAUAUAGAACUGACAGUGGCCAAAGUCCAAAACAAAUGUAAGCGUAACAUUAGACUUGAAAAAGCUUUAGAAAUUCGAUAAAAAUUCGAAGACUCAAGCGAGUUUAAAAUUUGUGUUCUGCGCAUAGAAAGUGCGCACGACCACAAUUCCAUGCGCUAAAACUUCAAAACCCCCUCUCUGCACAUAUUAGGCUGCUGCUGCGCUCGCUCGUUUCAGGCUCGCUCGUUCCGCAGCAAUAAUACAUAUACCUAAAGAUUGGGUCUGCUGCCUUGCUCGCUCGCUUCAGGCUCGCUCGCUGCGGCAGCAAUAAUUUAUUCUCCCGCUGGAAAUGACGCACCGGUACACGCGAUUACAACAAGCGACAUUUUUAGAACUCGGUCAAGUUUCUAAAACUUUCAACGGUUUUCAACAAAUCAUUUCGAGUAUCAGCAAAAUAUUUAUCAAUGGAAAUAACCGAGAAGAAAUAUUACAGUAUUUGUACAAAUCGCACUGCUAUUUGCACAACAAAGUUUCUUUUUAACCAAAAGUUAAGAAUAAUAACUGUUGUUUGCGUCUUUGCGAUCGACACAGUGCAGCCAUGGACUGCGGUCCUCGCAUCUGGAUGUUGGUUUCGUUUCUAUCACUAAUAGCCUACUAGUAGCGUGGUCAAUCAGAACGAUGAUAGCCUACUAGUAGGUUUAUACUAAUUACAAAUAGCCGCAGAGGAAUGCAAGUAUGGUUCCACAUUCUACUUGAACUUGGCCGACACUUUGCUAACAUAACAUACUCAUAAUUUUCCUGCAACUACUUUUAAAAUAAUAUCGCUCUAUGCCAGGAAUUGCAUUGCAAUUAUAAGUUGCAGUAAAAAUUGCCUUGUGUAACAUGGCCUUUAUUUAACUUUGUUCUGAUCUGUCCUUCUAUAAACCAGAACAAUAUUAGUAACUAUGGGCAUGUUAUUUAUCUAAAGUUGCGAAUUAGGUAUAAACAAACGUCAGCCAAAUUUGUUUAUGAUGUGUUUUGUUUCAAAUGUUCAAAAACACUCGUUUUUUAUAUUUGUAUCUGGUAUAAUAUUCAAUUUGUAUAGAGAAAAACUUUGCAUUCAAUAAACCUGCACAACAAUCAAAAACGACAAACAGCGGCUCUGCUUCAAGAGCUGUGGAUGGAAACAAAAACCGGAACUACAACAAGGAGUCGUGUACCCACACAGAUAUAGAAACAGCACCUUGGUGGCGAGUGGAUUUAGAACAACGUAUUGCAGUCACAGAAGUGAAAAUCGCAAAUAGAGAUGAAGUUGGCAUGCGACUUUGUGGCUUCGAGAUAAGGAUUGGAGAUAGUUUAGAAAAUAAUGGAACUACGAACCAGAGAUGUGAAACUCAACAAGAUAUCCCUUCUUGUUCUGAUCAGGUAAUUGAACAGACAGUUUUGUUGGUUCAGAACAUGACUAAAAGUACUCAAAUUUACCACUUGACUUCGAGUUCCGUACGUUCACCUUGCAAUGUCGGGGUAGCAACGUAGAUUAUAAGUUGUGUUUAACUUGGUCAUCUUAUACAAACAAAACAAAACAAUGAGGCAGUUGUUUGUUUAGGUAGAAAUCUCAGUAAAACGUUUGAAGCUAGAGUACAACAUGGUACCAUAUUAAUUCGGUUUUUUAUUCGUUUUUAAAAACGUAAGUCGCUACAUUUAAAAUACUCGCGAUAAUUAUCGUUAACUUUUAACUAUUAAUUGUUAGCUUUUUCUACUUAGGAGGUUAAAGUCUCGUGUGUACCCACGGUGGUUGGUCGUUAUGUGACGAUAGUUAUUCCAGGAGAACAGAAAGUACUAACAUUGUGCGAAGUCGAAGUCUAUGGUUCUAUAGGUAUGUAGGUUGAGAAAUCCCAGCAGUCAGUCAGUAAGAAAAAAGUGUUUAAUGUUCUUCUGAACUUGAAUUUGUCUUUUUCAAAUGUUACCGGUAAAAAAUGUGUAAAAACACUGGAAAAUUUGACCGUACAUUACGCCUUUAUGUACAGUACGCCUUUAUGUACCUAAGAAAUCUAAAUGUAUGUUUAUUGCAUCCCCUUAUAAAAUUAAGAGGGGUUCCGUGUGAAAACCAUGCAAAUUUGAAAAAUCGUUCUACAACACAGUUGACGGAUUUUGACCAAAUUUUGGUGAAGCAUGGUGAUGGACCGAAAAACGUCACAGGCAAACUUUCGUGUGUUAGAAUUAAAUGGUUUGGGAGAUAUGGCGCAUUAAAAGUUUACGGUAUGUCUGGACCGGAAAUAGAUGAUUUUUACCGUAUAUUUUGAGUGUUCAGUAAGAGGCAUGGUUCAAAAGUCGGGUAACCUAAAUAUGAUUUUUAAGAUGAGAGAAGACUUGCAAUUAUAUUUACAUAAUGGCAUUAUCUCCCCUUGCCCUGGUUUACAGGUUACGGUCAGGCAUUGAGGUAGCAAACCACGUGCAGUUGACACGAAGCCAAAUUUGACAAUAUUAAAGCGAGUAUUUCUCAAAUGCGGCGGGGUAAGGCAUCUUAGGUUUGCAUUCUAUUCUUUAAUUGACACCUAAAUAUAAAAACUAGACGAAAAAAAGUGUGAAAAAUAGACGAAUUCUUGGACAAAUUUUGACAAAAACACCGCCUCGUUGUCAGCCACCAUUUUGUUGUUUUGUUGAUUAUUUUUAUUUAAUCUAUAUGAUUUAAGAUUAAUCAGUGACAGAUUUACAAACAUGUUACACCAAAUACACAGAUAUGUAUAUAGACCGUAUACCAAUAGUUCAAAAUAUUACAAUAAUUGAUUCAAAACAAAAAACCGUCCUAUAUAGUUCACAUUUACCAAGGCAAUUUACUCAGCUAGCUACCUGUAUAGAUAAAAAACAAUCGUAUCGUGUUUUUGUUUCCAUUUGCCUUGAUCCUGGACUUAUUUUAUUAAAAAUGGAGUGUUGGUACCCAAUACUUUAUCACACCUUGUACAAAUGUGUCCUUGCUGUCUGUCAAGAUAUGAUGAUCUGGAAGCGCGGCAAACUUCAAAGACACAAAAUAGAAGGCCUUUGUCUGAUGUUGAACUGUUCCUCACCGUGCACAAAUUUUUUGUCGCCACUUCAUUAAAUAUCAUCUGUGACCGUGCACAAAUUACAAUCACUUCUGUUUAGUUUCCAGACCAUCGUAACUUGAUAGAUUAUGCAUAUACAUUCAAGCAAGAAACCCUUAUUGAGGCGCAUGUACUUUCGGCGUUGACUGAUAAAUUCGAGCGAUAGUGAUCAACAAUCCACGCUGACUAACAAAAUUUAAUCCAGAAAUCUAAUUAAUUUUCUAUUGCUGUUAAUUAUUAACAAUUAUGCCCGAGAGAUGAAUCACCAGGGCCUCCCAGAGGAAGGCGGGGGGGGGGGUGUCAAAUAGGGCAAUUUGCCUCGUGGCCCCAAAUAAAGCGGUCCCCACAAAAGGUGUAAUUAAUAUAAGUUUUUUUUAUAUGUAAUGCUAUGAGAAAAAUUUUUAGACCUUAAUUUUACUGGUAUUUGUCCAAAAAAUGUGUUUUACCCGUGAUUUUAUAGGUAUUUGUACGGAAAAAUUUUUGGACCUUAAAUGUCCGGAAAAUAACCUUUAAGUUUGGGUUAGAGUUUGAGCAAUGCAGGGCCAGGUUUCAUACUGUUAGGAUUAGACUGGUGGAUUGCAAGGACGGAUUAGGUUAUUACAACUACAUUUCUCGUUCUAUGCACUCCUUAAGCUGUUUGCCUUUCCACAGUCUCGGUAACCAAAUUGAGGGUAUCCAAUUCCCACAUUUGGGUCAAUGUGGUUGAGUGCACCAUUGCGCUUUAGUGAUGACAGCCUUGCAAAAUAACUUUUCACCUGCUGAACAGUCAGCCAUUCUUCUCGUGAAAACACCAUGUCACCUGCUUCGUUUUUCUUUGAUUUCAUUUGAUUUGCCACAUCUUGAGCAGAUACCUUACGCCCAGUCUCUUCACCUUGCAGAAAGAUCUCAAGAAGAUAACUGCGAACAUGUGGAGAGAAUCUAGUGUUUUUUCUUCUCUUUUUCAGAGCCCAUCCUGUCGGUAAGGUAGUUUCAGGGACUGCAGACUCCUUGUUGUUACUAUUGGAACUCGUGGAUAUCUUUUCUGAUUUAAUUCCUGUGCAGAUAGCUGCCCAACGUCGUUUCACACAAUCGUAUUGUGACUCACGAUGCAGUUUAAACUGAUGUUUUCCGUAAUCCAAAUGCCUUGGAAGAUUCCUGUCAGAUCGAUAGGAUUUGAUGCAUCCUUCCUCGGGGCUUGUGAAAGGCUCGUGUACUUCCGGGCUCUAUUUGGAAGUCUGAUUCGAUUGGGCUUCUUUCUUCGAUUCAUUUGCUUUCAGUGCACCUGUCUUGCUAUUGCACUUUGUAAAUCCUUCCAUCACAAUAAGCUGCGUCGCAGCUUGAGCUACAGCAACUUUCUUUAGAAACGAAGAAUUGAAUUUUUUACCGCUGCCAAUAUUGAAGGCUUUCCAUGCCACUAUUUUGGUGUUGGAAAAUUGGAAGUUGUUGAAUUGGCUAAUCCCAUCCCAUUUAUGUGUUUUGAUGUCUUGCCUUUCAGGAUUGACCUCGACCACUGCCACUUUUACACCACUAACUCCACCAUAAGAAUCCAGCGCAGCCUUCAUUUCGUGACCAGUUGUUACAUUGUGUCCCUCGUUCAAAUAUCGUCUAAUAUGGGCUUUCAUUGGAGCAAUCUUUCUAUCACAUGCAUCUUUUCCGGCCUGUGCUUCGCUAUAAUCAUAUCUAAUGAUCUGCAUUUUCGAACGCUUAGCAAUAGCAGGUAAACUUAAGAUAAGUGGGGCGUUGUGGUAACAGCCUGCGUUAUCGCUACAAAGGAAAAUUCUCUCCAGCUCUGGUUUCUCUUCUUUGAUAGUUUGGAAAAGAUGCUCCAAUAUUGAAGCAACACUGAACCAGUCUUGGGUGCACUUCUCCAAGAUAUGCACAUAGGUUCUGACCUACAAAAAUAAAGAAGCUUUACCGGUACGAAGAAAGAAGAGCUAGCAAACACUGGCAACAAAUGACUUUAAAUAUAACAUUAACUCCUUUGUGACUGACCCAGUACAGGGAAACUGAUGCAGACUUUAGCACUCUACUCUGGCUAACGCCAGAUGAUUUUACUCGUCAAGGCCACCCGAGAGGUUAACUGCCAAUAAAAAACAAACAGAUUUCAAUUUGCAGCGAUAAAUUUAUCUCCAUGAAUGAUUACAUGGUGACGACUCUGACAGGAAUACUAAGCGAUGGAAUACUUUGGCCGGAUCGUGAGGCUGGAUAGCUUUAGAUAAGAAAAAAAAUGAGAUUUGCUGAAUAGACGUUUAGGUCAUAGAAAAUCCUAAUAGAAAUUGUACCUCAAAUUGAUCGCUAACUGCUGCACAUGCCGACAACUUUGUUAUACAAGCUGAAACAUGCCAGCUUAUUCCUUUCUUGCCAAAUCACUCCGACUGAGUUCCCUGAAUUUAACAGGCAGCCAUUUCAUUGCCCAGUCAACAAUGAUAAGCACUUCUUUGCCAGUUAGUUUUUCAAGAACAGAAGAUUUGGCAUCGUCUUGUAUAAUCGUCCGAACAAUAUGAGCUUUCCAGGCUUCAAUCUUUUUACACGCAACUUCAAUAUCGCUUGUAAGUUCCUCGUGCUCCCUGUUGUUUCUACAAUAAAAAUGGGGUCAUUUUGACAAACAAACAAACAAACAAACAAACAAACAAACAAACAAACAAACAAACAAACAAACAAACAAGCAAGCAAGCGAGCAAGCGAGCGAGCGAGCGAGCGAGCGAGCGAGCGAGCGAGCAAGGAAGCAAGCAAGCAAGCAAGCAAGCAAGCAAGCAAGCAAGCAAACAAACAAACAAACAAGCAAGCAAGCAAGCAAACAAACAAACAAACAAACAAACAAACAAACAAACAAACAAACAAACAAACAAACAAACAAACAAACAAACAAACAAACAAACAAACAAACAAACAAACCAACCAACCAACCAACCAACCAACCAACCAACCAACCAACCAACCAACCAACCAACCAACCAACCAACCAACCAACCAACCAACCAACCAACCAACCAACCAACAAACCAACCAACCAACCAACCAACCAACCAACCAACCAACCAACCAACCAACCAACCAACCAACCAACCAACCAACCAACCAACCAACCAACCAACCAACCAACCAACCAACCAACCAACCAACCAACCAACCAACCAACCAACCAACCAACCAAACAACCAACCAACCAACCAACCAACCAACCAACCAACCAACCAACCAACCAACCAACCAACCAACCAACCAACCAACCAACCAAACAAACAAACAAACAAACAAACAAACAAACAAACAAACAAACAAACAAACAAACAAACAAACAAACAAACAAACAAACAAACAAACAAACAAACAAACAAACAAACCAGCCAGCCAGCCAGCCAGCCAGCCAGCCAGCCAGCCAGCCAACCAACCAACCAACCAACCAACCAACCAACCAACCAACCAACCAACCAACCAACCAACCAACCAACCAACCAACCAACCGCUAAAUCUCCAACACCCUCCCCCCCUAUUUUUCUUAGGAGGAGAUAAAUGUUCAGAUUGUUCAAAAUCUCAAUAUUCCUCAGUGUUCGUCACCGUUAUUCUCGGUCACCUCUCUUAUACGUUGACGUGCGGCGACUGCAGCAGCUCUCUUUGGCCUGAACGUAGGUGCUUUCUGGAUUCAUAAUUGCUUUAGCAGGUGGAUACAGUUGUUGAACUGCUCGUUCAAGAUGAGACUUUUUACUGAGGACUUUCGUAACUCUUACUUCUCCAUCUUUCCCAGCAACUAGUUCUUCGACUACACCUAACGACCAUUUUCCUCGUUUCUUUUCAUCAUCUGCAAUGAUGACAACAUCUCCAACUUUUGGUGUAAAUCCUCGUUUGGUCUUCUUCGUACGGUGUCUCUCGCGCAAACUCCUCAAGUAUUCAUUUGACCAUCUUUUCCACACUGCGGUUUUGCACUUCAAAAGAUGCUUGGCAGGUCCUCGUAAAUCACCAUCUUCGAGAUGGUGCGGUUCCAUUUCGGGCAGAAUGUUGCUAUUUGCGAACAGCAUGGAGUUGGGAGUUAAUACGGGAAAUUGCAAGUCAUCUUCAACAUAGGUUAAAGGUCGAUUGUUCAAUGUUACCUCGACAUCUAGGAGAACCUCUUCCAACACUUUCCAUCUCAGCAUGCCUUUUCCGAUGCAUUUUCAGAGAGCGGAUUUUACCAGUCCUACAAUGCGUUCAAAUUGUCAACCCCACCAAGGGGCGCGGCUGAGGUUGAACUGCCACCGUAUCUGUUGCUUGCCCAAAUAGUCUAGGAACCUGUCGUCAUACAUCACCAUUCGGAUCCACUUUGCUGCCGCGACAAAAGUACCACCGUUGUCGGAAUAUAUUCUUUCGGGUCUUCCUCUUCGUGCCACGAACCGCUUGAGGCUCAACAAGAAUUCUGUUGUUGUCAGGUUGGGUAGAAGAUCAAUCAUAACACCUCUGGUUAAACUACAGGCAUACAGAAGAAUAUAUGCCCUUCCUUCUCGUUUCUUAGCUGUUCGAUAUUGUAAGGGUCCAGCAAAAUCUACGCCUAUCACCUGGUAAGCAUUCUUUCCUUCAGUGCGUGUGGUGGGUAAGAUACCGGGUAGGGGUAGGGGUGGGGGUGUGGCAUAUGCACUAGCUGUCAACCUCUUGCAUCCAUAACAACGUUUCCCAACUUUCUUUACGAGCUGCCUUAGCCGGGGAAUCCAAUAACGUGCACGAACGUGGCCCAUUGUUAAACCAACUCCGCCAUGUAAUGUGUGUUUAUGUGCUUCUUCGACGAUUUUCUGUGAAAUGAGAUGAUGGUCAGGGACAUAAAUUGGAUACUUUCCUUGAAUACAUCCGCGUCAUUCUAACAGCUUGUCUUUGCCAGGUUGUAAGUUCAAAGCCACUCGAUCGAUCUCAAGGUCACAAUUUUCCUGAGCUCUCUUAAUGUAGAACUGACGCUGGCGGGCAAGUUCGCUAGUGGUCAGCGGUCCUAUGACGCGGGAUCGUCCUCUUUUAUGAAGGGCAUUAUUUGCAAAUCUUCGCAUUCAAGCACACACACGAAGAGCUUUCUGCAAGGCCUUUCUGCAAGAUUUCAUCAGCUUCAUUACCAUCUAUCACCGCAACAGCAAGAACACUUUUCACUAGUUUCGCUUCAGCAUUACUUUCAACAGUGGGUUGAGGCACAAUGUCAUCUGGCCAACGUUCAGAGUCCUUUAGCUAAUUUGGUCCCCGCCACCACAGCUCUGCAUCACCUAAGUCACCAGCUCUGCUUGCACGAUCUGCCAGGUUAUCACUCGUUGGUACAUGUCUCCAAAUCAGAUCUUGGUGGUCAUUGAUCUUCUUGACACGAUUGGCCACGAAUUGUUUAUAAUCCCCAUUUCCCUUGAUCCAGUGUUGAACCAAUGUGCUGUCAGACCAACAAUAACUACUUUCAACAGGAAAUCCAUUCAAUACUUCGCUUACAUUCACUACCAAGUUGGCGGCCAUAUGUGCUGCCACCAACUCUAAACGCGGGAUUGUUAGUUCUUUCUUCGAUAGUCUAGCUCUUGCUGCUACCAAGCCUUGGGUUUCGCCAGAUGCUUGCUCAACAACUGCAUACACACACGCUGCUACCCCGUUUUUGCUGGCGUCUCCAAACGAAUGUAGCUUGAUGCUUUCGAUUGGCUCUCUAUGGACUACUAACGAUCUUGGAACUUCGACAUCGACCGGCAGACCAUUCUCCCACUGAUUUCACUCUUUGAUCAGAUUAUCAGGCAUUGCAGCAUCCCAGGCUAUCUUCGCAUAACAUGUGGACCGGUAUAUUAUUAGCUUACUUCGCAACGAUAAUGGUGAAAUGAAUCCCAAUGGGUCAUAUAUUUUAGCAAGCUUAGCUAAAAUACCUCGUUUCGUUUUCACGGUCUCUUCUGUUGGUAGGGUUGCAUGAAGUGUAUCUGACUCUUUUAACCAUUCGAUACCAAGUAGUUUGCAGCCUCCCCCACAGGUAGUCCCCAACUGCUGUUUUGUAUAAGUAAAUUCCCCUUCUGGCAGAUCUUCCGACUCUAAAUUUUGAUCAUUUGAAUGCCAUUUGUGAAGGUUAAAACAGCACUCUUUGAACAUUUCUGUUAUCUUCUCUUUGAACUCACGAGCUUCCGCCACUGUUGUAGAUCCAGAGAUCAGGUCAUCAACGUAUAGUUCAUCUCGAAGAUUAGCCACGAUGUCCGGUUCUCGGUCCUCUCAGGUGCUCAAAUGCAUGUCAAGGACUCCCCCCAGCAAGAAUGGGGAGGGAGCUAGACCAAAAGGCACUCUAGCAAAUCUCAAAAUUUCAACGUCAGACUGUCCGUCCGCCUGCCAAUGGAAGCGGAGAGCAUCACGAUCGGGCUCCCUCACUCGAAUCUGAUGAAACGCUUUCUGUAAAUCACCAUUCAAUGCUACCGGGUGAAAGCGUCCUCUGACUAAUACAUUCCAAAGUUUAUUUGUCAGACUGGGCCCUGGGUUUAGACAUUCAUUAAGUGAAGGCGCUGAGUUAUGAGCUCUAGCCGAUGCAUCAUAGACAAUCCUGAGCUUCGUUGAUUCCGCAGAAGUUCGCAGCACUGGCCGGUGGGGGAUAUAAAACUCUCUACCUUCGCUGGGAUUGCUCACACUUUCAAUAAUCCCUUCUGUCUUUUGCUCCUCCACGAUUUGGUUAUAUUAGAUCUCAGUCCCGCACGAUCAAGUCUGCUUGUCAAACCUGCCAGGCGACGUAAGCUGCUAGCUCGAUUGUUUGGUAAUGGGGGAUGGUUUCCACGCCAUGGUAACCCUGUUUCAUAUCGUCCAGUUUCAUCUCGAGUAAGUUGCUCCUUGAACUCAUCGUAGACAACACUCUGGCUGUUAGUUGGUCUAUCUUCUAAGCCCAAGACGUCAAGCCCACAUAGUUCUUCGUAGUCAGCUUGAGAUGUCUGAGCUAGAAGCAUACUUGACACAUCCACGGAUUCCUUGCCUGGGGACAUAAUAGUCCAACCGAACCGAGUCAACUUGGCUACAGGUUGACCUGGAAGACCGACUCUAGGAGGUUUCUCUGUCUUCAGCUUCGCAAACUCACUCGCCCCGAGAAUAAUAUGAACUGGAAGUUUAUCUUUUAUGUCAUGAUCUUCCAUAGCAACUCCUUUCAUAUGUGUGUGUUUCUUAAUGAUCUCUUCAUACCUUGGGUUAUCCAAAAGUAACAGUUCGUUCUUGUUAACUUUAGUUACUUCCACCGACAAGGAAAAAUCACCAGUGAGCCCCCCAAUUUGAAUAGUUGAUAGUUCAACCUCUUUUGUUAUUGUUCCAAGCAUCAUGUCAAUCUUCCUUACUUCUUUCUUGGAGCAUCUUUGUGGAAUCUGAUCUAAUAAUGCAGCCGACACUUAGGAGCUCCCUGCACCAGUGUCUAAUAGAGCCCGACACUUGAACCCACCUACUUGUACAAUAACCACUGGAUGAAUAACAUUUGUACUACUACUAGCUCCGAGGAAUUGUUCUGUCACCUAAUCACAAAUUGAUGUGUGAUGUCUCCGUUUGCAUUUUUGACAUCCUAACUUACUCUUGCACUCACUGGCACGGUGCUGUGCCCCUGUGCAAUUAAAGCACAGUCCCUUUUGAGCUAGAAUUUUCUUUCGUUCUUCUCGAGUUUUGACUUUCGAACAGUUUGUCCCUUUAUGUGUGCUUUCUUCGCAGUAAACACAUUCUGGUCGCCGUGAUUUUUGUUCUGCAUCUUGAGUAUGGUAGAACCUUGAGUAACCCUUUCCUUUCCCACUGCGCUGUUGUUGCUCUAAUUUCUCUUCUAUUGGAUUGAUUUCAUGCCAUGUUUUUAGGGCCUUUAGGAGGUCUUCAUAUCCCCAGUUUAGCCAGUCCUCCUUUCCAUGAACAAGAUCAGCUUUUAUACCCUUUAAUUUAUCUAAUAUUGCCCCAACAUUCCCUUUUACAUCAGGCAAUCUAUCAAGGGUAUCAAGGCUCUGAACAUUGCAGUGUUGUAACGAGUCGAGUCAUUGACUCGGACUCGAGUUGCUAUCUUCAACGACUCGACUCGAGUCCAAAACGAAAAAUGACUCGACUCGACUGGAGUCAACAGCCCCAACUGACUCGACUCGGACUCGACUUGCUGAUUUUGCUGUAAAUGACUCGAGUCAACUCAGCUACAACUUGUAGAGAAUAAAUUCAUCAAAGAUAUUGUGAUUGUAUUGCUUGGAAGAACAAUGAGCCCUGUGAACAAUGAGAACUUCGAAACUUUAUCAGAAAGUAUAUGGGAUUUGCAUAGAAUACUGUAUAUUCCUGACGGGCAUGCCUAUAUUACAUUUCUGUUUUUAGAAACAACGCUAGUGCCACAGUUUUUAUAAUGGAGUCUCAAAAUUUUUUGUACUUAUGCUAAUUCUGACCGGCUGACUUCAUUUUUGUAUUUAUGAAGUGCUAUAAAUUUCAAAUUAACUUAGGCUACAAAGCAUGGUUAAUUAAAGUCUAUCCUUUGUUAAUUCUGACUCCAGUUGCAAGUUAUCCUAGUUGUAUAUACGUACACUCUAUCAGCAGGAUUGAUGAGACAUCUCAUGUGGUUGUACUUAAUAUUGACUAGAACUGUGAUAUUGGUACAGCCUAUGGCAGCCCAGAUACUGUUAUUACAUGACUAAAGUGAUUAGCUUAAAACGUAGAUUUGAUUACUAAUUUCAAACUGAGGUAGCGAACCAUUACAAAAAGCGUGAGGUGGACCAUUCUCGUCCCCAGAGCCAUUUUCACUCGCUCACUCGUUGAAAAGUAGGCUGUGGGUUAGGCGACUACAGCGAGAGAUCUGAUUGGCUUCUCAGAAAAAUCCUAUUUCGCAGAAGUUGAGCAGUUUUAGCUAGGAAAAAUUAUUCUAUCAAAUAUGUCAACGCAAAUACUUCGUUUCUUCGUAAUACUUCACUUUGAAAAUUGUUACGGGUGCUAAAGUGUCACAGUUCAAGACCAUGCGCUUUAGAAACUACUGCAAGUUUACUUGCACUUCCAGUUCCGUAUGUUCCAGGGCCUAGGGAGGACGCGCGCGGCCGAGAGGCCCUGGGGACAAGGAUGUGGGUGGACUUGAUCCAAUUCCAUGACUCAAGUUAAGUCUAGCUAUUGACUCGACUCGACUUAAAGCAAUGACUCGACUUGACUCGAGUGAAACUGCUGACUCGACUCGACUCGAUUGAAGCCACUGACUCGAAUCGACUCGAUCAGAAACUGAAAUGACUCGACUCGACUCGUAUCUCGACCUUUGAGUGUCUGGACUCGACUCGUGACUCGACCUAUAGGUGACUCGUUACAACACUGGAACAUUGUACGAAUGCUGUUUGUAAAAUUCAUUGAUCUUUGCUGGAUCCUUGCCAUUAAUAACUGGUAAGCUCAUAAUGUUAACCACAUAUGUAUUUACAACAUCAGCUAUCUGUCGGUAUUCUGAUUCCAAAACUUCUUUCGCCUUGUCAUAACCCACUUCGGUGAAUGGAAGACCAUCUAUAUCUAUCCGAACGUUCUCAUCCAACAGUUCUUUUAAAUAAGAAAAUUUUGUUAAAAUCGGUAUGUCUGUGGAGUCAAUUUCAGAUUUAAACUUCCCCCAAAAACGGGAGCCAUAAGUCAAUUUUUCCAUUGAACUUUGUGAUGGGUAGUUUGUGUAAUUUUGCACCAGAGGUUGGUUUACUGUGUUGAUUGUUUACACCUUGUUUCGUUUUCUCUAACUCUUCCUGAAAUUUUGCCUUUCGUUCAAAUAACUCAAGUUCAAAUGCCAACUUUCUUUCGUGUGCGUAAGUUGUUUUGGCUUCUCUUUCAUCAUCAUCCAUUUUCUUGAUCUGUUGAUCUAAUAAUUUGAUAUCCUGAUCUGCUUUCUCAAGUUCGCUUUCAUAUAGUUUGCUCCAUUCAGCUAUAGCCCCUUCAUCUUCACCUUUCGCAAAUUUUUUUUCUUCGAUUGUUUCCUUUAGCUCGUUUACUGCUUUCGAUAUAUUAAUAAUACUUUGUUUUUGACGUUCAGAUGCUUGUCGAUCUUGUUUCUCUAAUAAUUCACUCGUUUUUGUGCACCUAAAGUUGAGGGUUUUUAUCUAGCUCGAUAGUUCAGCUAUUUGUCUCUCCAUAUUGUGUCACAAAUUUCAAUGUAUAGUCGAAUACUCACAUUUGUUUACGUUGACAAAUUCAACUCGAAAAUCCCGAGUAUCGUGAAUUCGCCUCUCGAGUGUCCACGAUAAGUCACAAAAUGUUAUUGCUAACUCACAAUUGUAUAAUCCCUUUAAUAAAUCUCAAACUUUAACAAACAAAAUCAACUCUCUCACGAGACACGUUUAACGUUUUUCGUACGUUUUUCCCGUCGCCAUAUUUGAACCAUAACAUAUUUUCUUAAAUAACGUACUUUUAUCGUCUAGCGCGCGAACGGGCAAUUUAUCUCUAUUUAUCCCUACACCUCUAAAUCUCGAACAGGCUACUAGUAUAGGUUUAUACUAAUUACGAAUGCCCGCAAAAGAAUGUGAGUACGGUUCCGCAUUCUACUUGGCCGACACUUUGCUAACAUAACAUACUCAAAAUUUCCCUGUAACUACUUUUUAAAUAAUAUCGUUCUAUGUCAAAAAUUGCAUUGCAAGUUGCAGCAAAAAUUGCCUAGUGCGACAUGGCCUUUAGUUACCUUUGUUCUGAUCUCUCCUUCUGUAAACUAGACUAAUAUUAGUAACGAUAGGCAUGUGAGUUACCUAAAAUUGUGAAUUGGGUAUAAACAAACGUUAGCCAAAUUUGUCUAGGACUAUGACGUGCUUUGUUUCAAUUGUCCAAAACACGCUGUUUUUAUAUUUGUAUAUGGUUAUAUUUGUAUAGAGGAAAACUUUGCAUUUAAGAAACCUGCACAACAAUCAAAAACGACAAACAGCGGCUUUGCUUCAAGAGCUGUAGAUGGAAAUAAAAACCGGAACUACGACAAGGAGUCGUGCACCCACACAGAUGUAGAAACAGCGCCUUGGUGGCGAGUGGAUUUAGAACAACGUAUUGCAGUCACACACGUGAAAAUCGUAAAUAGAGAUGUAUUUGGCAUGCGACUUUGUGGCUUCGAGAUAAGGAUUGGAGAUAGUUUAGAAAAUAAUGGAACUACGAACCUGAGAUGUGGAACUCAACAACAUAUCCCUUCUGAUCAGGUAAUUGAACAGACAGUUUUGUUGGUUCAGAACAUGACUAGAGUAGCCAAAUUUACAUCAGCUUCACUUUGAGUUCCGUUCGUUCCCCUGCAAUGUCGGGGGUAGCAACGUAGAUUAUUAUAAGUUGUGUUGAACUUAGUCAUCUUAUACAAACAAAACAAACAAAGGAGACAGUUGUUUGUUUUGGUAGAAAUCUCAGUAAAACGUUUGAAGCUAGAGUGCUACAUGGUACCAUAUUAUUUCGGCUUCUUAUUCGUUUUUAAAAACGCAAGUCGCUAUAUUUAAGAUAGUCGCGAUAAUAGUUAUUUUUUUUUUACAUAGGAAGGAGUAGUCUCGUGUGAUCCCACGGUGGUUGGUCGUUAUGUGACGAUUGUUAUUCCAGGAGAAAAGAAAGUACUAACGUUGUGCGAAGUCGAAGUCUAUGGUACUAAAGAAGGUAUGUUGAAAAAUUCCACCAGUCAGUCAGUAAGAAAAAAGUGUUUAAUGUUCUUCUCAUCUUGAACAUGCCUUUUUCAAAUGUACCUCAAAAAAGUGUAAAAACAAUGGAAAACUUACCGUACAUUACUCCAUUGUGUAUGCAACAACAACGCACACUUGACUGUAGGUAUGUUACAUGUCUUAAACGACAGAUCAGGAAGCAUGAUAUAAUGAUUCUUAAGGUUCUCCCAUAACGUGUGUAUAAAAAUUGAAAAUUCUUCUCAAUCUUCUUGCUAAAAUAAAAGUUCCUCAAGAUCCUGAGAUCUCACUUUUUCCAGGUCUGCUGCCAGCCGCCAAACAGUCAAUCAGUUGGUUGACGGUCGGUCAGUAA